Messenger RNA from Pungitius pungitius (ninespine stickleback), 4361 nucleotides. It is a transcript of the gene jph2, whose product is annotated as junctophilin 2. The transcript has 6 exons. Gene Ontology annotation, cellular component: plasma membrane; sarcoplasmic reticulum; junctional membrane complex. The record is from RefSeq and is a predicted model, not a curated record. The coding region runs from base 404 to 2650 and encodes 748 amino acids. NCBI's taxonomy places the organism in Eukaryota, Metazoa, Chordata, Actinopteri, Perciformes, Gasterosteidae.
GGGAAAGGGGGCUAUUCUCUGUGGCCACCUGGAAAAAGCCACGUAAGAUCGGUGGCUCGUAUAGACAUGAGUCACUCGAGGUAGUAGCGCAGUCAUCCAAGGAAGAAAGAGGAGAUUAAUGAGUGAAUUUGACGAAUCUAAGAAGAGGACACUCGAGUUCAAGAGAACAAAGUUAAAGUUCCGUUUAAGGGCGAAGACGCACCGGGGCUUCAUGGACACGCGCAGAAAUACCCAGACCAACUCCAAAAAAAGACACCCCCAAGAGUUCGGCAACCGGGAUACCUUCAAUCGGUUUUGAUGUCAGGUGAAAGUGAAGUCAGACUGAGGGAGGUUUUGUCUUUAGCCAGGUAACAGACCCAAACUUAACUUUUCUGAUCGGGGACCAGUUAGACCGCGGUGAGGCAUGAGUGGAGGUCGCUUCGAGUUCGACGACGGCGGAGCUUAUUGCGGAGGCUGGGAGGGGGGGAAAGCCCACGGCCAUGGCAUCUGUACCGGACCCAAGGGCCAGGGCGAGUUCUCGGGCUCCUGGAACUACGGCUUCGAGGUGGUGGGGGUCUACACGUGGCCCAGCGGGAACACGUACGAGGGGUACUGGUCGCAGGGGAAGCGUCACGGCCUGGGAGCAGAAACCAAAGGACACUGGAUUUACAAAGGGGAAUGGACUCAUGGCUUCAAGGGGAGAUACGGCAUCCGGAUCAGUGUUGGCAGUGGAGCCAAGUAUGAGGGAACGUGGAAUAACGGGCUGCAGGAUGGAUACGGAACAGAGACUUAUGCGGAUGGAGGUACCUUCCAGGGUCAGUUCACAGGCGGGAUGCGGCACGGCUACGGGGUCCGGCAGAGCGUGCCUUACGGCAUGGCGGCGGUCGUCCGCUCCCCUCUUCGGACCUCCCUGACAUCGCUUCGCAGCGAGCACAGCAACGGCACCGUCUUGCAGCAAGACAUCCCCGUCAUCACCACCACCAACGCCUCAGGUGAGGAGACACCCGUCGCCACCCCUACCCACCUGGGACCGUCCCGCGGCGGCUUCGCCCUGACCCUUCAGGUGGACCCGGACGCCGUAAAACCCAAGAAGAAGGGCUUGUUUCGCAGGGGCUCCCUGUUGGGUAAGCUGAAGAAGUCUGACUCAAGCACCUCGCUCUCCAGCCAGAAGAGCAAGAUCAGUUUUCUCAGGACGGAAUCGGCUCUCAGCUCCAAUGCCAGCGACACACACUCCACCAUCAGCAUCGGGGACGAAAGCUUCGCCGGGGCCGAGGACUUCCCCCCGGUGGAGGCCGACAUCGACGCCACCACCACGGAGGUUUACAUGGGAGAGUGGAAGAACGAUAAGCGCUCGGGAUACGGAAUAAGCGAACGCUCCAGCGGGCUGAAGUACGAGGGCGAGUGGCUGAACAACCAGAGACACGGCUACGGCUGCACCACCUUUGCCGAGGGAGGGAAGGAGGAGGGCAAGUACGUGAACAACCUGCUGGUGAAGGCCAUGAAGAAGAGAGUGAUCCAGCUGAAGGGAACCAAGAUAAAACAGAAGGUGGAGCGCGCGGUGGAGGGCGCUCAAAGGGCCGCAGCCAUCGGCAAGCUGAAGGCAGAGAUCGCUGCCUCCAGGACGACCCAUUCAAAGGGGAAGUCAGAUGCGGCUGACCAGGCCGCCCAGGCUGCCAACAGCGAGUCCAGCAUCGCCCGACUGGUAGCCAAAGAGCUCUCCCCUUCCUUCUACCAGCCAGGUCCCGAGUAUCUGAAGAAGAGGGUGUUAGUGGAGGCCAUAGAGGGAAGUGAGACCACAGAGACUGUCAUGCACGAGCCGCUGUUAGCCGAAGAGGAGCCCCUGCCCACGCCACCCGAAAGCCCGCUCAUGAAUGAACUGGACAGCCUCAUGGCUGGCUCCUCCCCAGGCCGCACCCCCUCCCCCAGCCCAGGCAUAACCAGCAAGGAAGACUUCAAGCUCCUCAGUCCCGGGAGCUGGAACGAAGACAAAACCAUCAAGGCGGCUGGCAGUAAGGGUAGCAGUAAAGCCAACAGCCGGCCCGGCAGUCGCCCCACGACCCCGUCGACCUCCGCUUCUGCUCCCGCCCCCUCUGCACCUGAGGUGGCCGGUGGCCCCCCCCGCGCGCCCAGCCGCCAGAGCAGCAAGAACGAGCAGGGCUCGGACCUGGAGAUAAAGCCCCUGCAGAAGUUUGACUCGGAGGGGAAAGGUCCAGAUGUCACCGCAGACCUUGCCGCCCCUGUGAGGAAUAGCCUCGUCUCUCCAGAUGAAGAAGAAGCGCCCCGCCACAGCCCCAGGGUGUCCCCCAAAGCGGUGACCCCCGAGCCCGAAGCGGAAAGAACGCCUUCGGUCCGCGGACGAGCGCCGUCCGCGUCUGAGAACAGAGUGAGCGAGUCCAGCAGAGCGGAGACAAAGCCCUCACCCAGACGCCAACCCAGCCCGGCUCCGCCCCCGAAACCCGCACCGAGCCGUGGUACCGAAGCGGUCCCAAAGCAAGCGGAGGCCAAAGCUCCAAAGGUAGAGCCCAAAGCAGAAGGCAGGCUGAAGGCCAUCGGGACGAGCCCGAGUGACGAGGAGUCUUUGGACCUGGAGGGCCCGAACACCAUAAUGAUCUGCAUGGUCAUCCUGCUCAACAUCGGCCUGGCCAUUCUCUUCGUACACAUUUUGUCAUGAGGCAACUGUCAACGGGCCUCAGGUCACAAGCAGGCCUCCUCCUCCUCCUCCUCAGAUAGGACCAGAGAUCAAAGACGAAGAAGCCUCACGCAGACUGACUCGCAGCUCCUCCAGACGCCUCUGUCGGUGUGACUGUGAGGCUCCGUGAUGCUCCUCUGAUUCCACAAGGUUCCACAAAAAGGACUGAAGAAGAUUUGGGUACACGUGAAUGUGAUGAUGUUUGUGUGUUGGAGUCGGGUUCGGAUGGUAGAGCAUGUCCUCAGCGCUCACACUGGAGAAGCAGCGCUCAAGACGCCUCGUUUUGAACUUUGUCACAGCGUGUCACAUGUGUAUCAACUUUUUUGCAAGAAGAAAAAAAAAGCUUUCAACUCCUCCUUAAUUGGCACACACCGGCUGAUUGGAGAAUCUCAUUAGACGAUUAUACUUUGUCGUGAGCGAUGUGGGUGUGAUGUAGGAGGGUUGACAUCAUAUGCAGACUGAAUAUUCUCUCCACUCUCCUUUUUACUUAAUCGUUGAGUUUAACUGUAGCCUACAAUUAGAAGUAAUAGCUCUUACUUAUUUUAAGUGCAUACAUUUUUAAUAUGUGGCUAAAAAGCUAAAGGAUAAUAAUUAAGGAGUGUAAUGUAAAGUCAGUUUUACGUUUUUCCUCUUGCGCUUCAGUCUCUUAAGACGUCAAAGCAUCUAGUCGCAUUUCGGCUGAUUGCAUUUCGAGACAGCGGUGUGCUGCACUGUGAAGUUUUCUAUUUUCACUGGGAUUUACAUGCAUUUACUGUCAUUCUGUUGCUUUAAUUUAAGAGCUGAUGAAUGAAGAAGAAAAGGAAAAGAGGAAGCUUACGAGUGUUACUGUGGUGCUUCUCGCGUAAUGCUGUUUAGCACCCAGGUGGUUUUAAACGAGAGUUGUGUACGUUUUGCAACAGAUUGAGCAAGCAGAAGACUGAAGGCCGGGAUGUUUCUUAUUUAAAUCAAUCAACUCUGCGUUGGUGAGUUUUCUGAAUCUGUAUAGAUUUACAGAAGUGCAUCAGCAGGAGGCGGGUUAGGAUGUUUUAGCCUGUGAGCUUUUCGUGGUUAAAUGUAUAUUUUAGUAGGAAAGUGUCCACUUGGUUCCACACUGCAUUAUAUUUAGGGCCGGCUACGCCUCAGUGCUAAAUCAGACUUCAACUUUUGUACGCAUGAGGGCACUUUGUGUGUAUGUGUCAGUGUUUUUGUAUCGUUUUGAAGUGCACAUCUUUUCAACAAACUAUUGUCAGAGGAAUAUAUGCAACCCUAUAUGUAUUUAUUUCCCCAAAGUCAGAUAAACCUAAAGCAGUGAAAUGGAGAAAAAAUAAAAAAAAGGUCCUGAACUCCAUGUCUUACAUUGAGAAGAGCGCUCUCCCAAGGUGCCGUUUUAUCUUUCUCCCGUUCAGCAGCGUAAUACGUUGCUUUAUAAAAAAGGAAAAGUUAACUGAAAUUUGAUGGUUCUGCAUUGUUAAUGGAAAAAAGGGAAACUGUAAAACGAUUGAGGUUCCAGAAGUCUUCUGUUCAGAAAAUGCUGUUACCAAAAGAAGAAAAAAAAUACCAUCAACACAAGACAAAUUGUAAGACAAUUAAAAGUGCAAUACAACUGUACUCGAAUGGGUCAGUGUAACGAGGCUGUUUGGUUUAAUCUAAGAGCAAAUAACUGAAUUUGAAUGCAUUAGCAGACAAACUAACCAAAUAAAAAACGUUUACAACA